Molecule: messenger RNA, 1188 nt
Organism: Colletotrichum gloeosporioides
Lineage: Eukaryota; Fungi; Ascomycota; Sordariomycetes; Glomerellales; Glomerellaceae
Exons: 3
Coding region: 1-1188 (395 amino acids)
Source: RefSeq, a predicted model, not a curated record
AUGGAAGCUCGGUCUCCGAGCUCAGCUCCGGCGGCGACGACGUCGACGCCAGGCGCAGCACCAGGACCAGCAGCUACGACAGAAGGGGAGCCAUCGGCUCCGGGGUUCGUGUCGCUCGGCAUGGUCGUGCUGGACGAGAUCCGCUUCCCGGACGGGAGGGUUUUGAGGGAUGUUGCCGGCGGAUCCGGGUUUUACAGUACCCUCGGAGCUCGACUCGCUGUUCCGCGGGAGGACGCCGAGACGGUAUGUUGCCUCGUCGUGGCCGGUGACGACUUCCCGGCGUCGGUAGUGGAGCAGAUCGAGGCUUGGGGCGUGACGGCGCGGGUGCAGAAGGUCGAGGGGAGGUUGUCGACGAGGGGGCUGUUGGUUUACGAAGAUGAUGUCUUUGGGAAAAAGACAUUUCGAUAUACGACGUCGCCUCUCCGGCCGAGUGUUGAGGAGCUUCCGGGUUAUUUGCGUCGUGCCUCCGUCAUUCAUACGUUAGCAGCGCCGGAGGAUGCGAAGCAGCAAGUUGCCGCACUGUUUGGGGAUGGCUAUAGUCAAAGACUGCCAGACCGUCCUCUCUUUGCCUGGGAACCUUCACCACUGCAUUGUGACGGGGCAUGGAAAGACCACCUGGACGCCGGGCACUUUGUCGAUGUUCUAUCUCCCAACGACAAGGAGGUCGUCAAGAUGAUGACUCCCCAGGUGGAGGAGGGACCGUGGGAUAAAGGCCUGGUCGAGCGGGCUGCCGCGCUCAUCUCGGGCGAGGAAAGUCGCCAGAGGGACCCGGAGCGGCAGCGGCGAUGGACUACGGUGGUGCGGUGCGGAGAGUACGGUUGCCUGACGAUUCCUAGGGCCUCCGCGCCGGUCUGGCUUCCUCCAUAUCACGAUAUUGGGUCAGAUAAGGUCGUCGACCCAACUGGAGCUGGGAACGCAUUUCUCGGGGCCUUUGCCGUUGCGUACAAGAAGACGGACGAUGCGGUUCUUGCGUCUGCGUAUGGCGCCGUGGCGGCUAGUUUUGUGAUUGAGCAAAUGGGGCCGCCGAAAAGGGAGGUCGUGAACGAGAGGGAACUGUGGAAUGGCGAGGAGUUUGGGAAGAGGUUGGAAGCAUAUAAAACCAAAGCCAAGACGUGGGACACCAGCGUCGUAAGUUGUCACUUCAGGAGCAACUCGGCCUGGGCUGAAGGAAAGGAGCUGUUCCAGUAG